Molecule: messenger RNA, 1137 nt
Organism: Myzus persicae (green peach aphid)
Lineage: Eukaryota; Metazoa; Arthropoda; Insecta; Hemiptera; Aphididae
Product: zinc finger BED domain-containing protein 1-like
Exons: 1
Coding region: 1-1137 (378 amino acids)
Source: RefSeq, a predicted model, not a curated record
AUGGUACAAAAUUCAUAUAUAUCAUUAACUGCUCACAUAAUAAACAACGAAUGGUUGCCAAAGUCAUUUACUUUAGCCACACAAGAGAUGGAAGAACGACAUACGGCUGUAAAUCUAGCAGAAAAAUUAACAAGUAUAUUAGAUGACUGGGAAAUUAAUGGUAAAGUUUCAACUGUUAUCACAGAUAAUGCAAAAAAUGUGGUAAAUGCUGUCAAAUUACUACCUCUUAAUAUAGACAAUGAAAACAUGGAUGUGACAUGCGCAGCUCACAGUCUACAAUUAGCCAUUAGUAUUGCACUAAAAGAUGAAAUAUUUUCAGAACUAAUAAAACAAUGCAGUUCUUUAGUUGGGCAUUUCAAACAUUCAAAUGUAGCUAAACAGUCAUUAUUUAAAAAACAAGAACAACUAGGAAUUCCUCAUAAGUCACUGGUUCAAUGUUGUAAGACACGAUGGAACUCAAUAUACUUAAUGUUAGACCGCCUUUUACAAAAUAGAACCGCAAUUUUAAAUGUAUUAACAGACAGAACCGUUACGUCUUUGUAUAUUGCUCAAAAAUUAGAAAUAACAGAAUCACAAUGGUUAAAAAUAGAAAUUCUCGUAAGUCUUCUGAAGCCACUUUUUAUUGUGACAAAUUUAUUUUGUUCUGAGAAUCAUUCACCAGCAUCGAUGGUUAGAUCAUUACUCGCACUGCAAUUAAUGGAAAAUCAUUUAAAAGAAAAAGAAAAUGAUGAUCAAAAUGUCACGUAUUUUAAACGUACAAUAAUACAUGAAAUUAAAGAAAAAUUUAAACUUGGCUGGACUGAAACAAGUUCCGUCUCUGUCAAACAAAUCGCGUCUUUUCUAGAUCCUCGGUAUAAAGAUUUAGAAUUUGAACCGAUUGGUGCAAGAGAAAAAAUUCGAACGGUUGUAAAGGAUUUACUUGAAAGAUUUAGAACCCAAAACAAUAAUUUGGAACAAGAACGACCAGUUCAAAGGAGCGAUCUCGAAUUUUUGUAUGGAAAUAUAAUUACAGACAGUAAUGACAGAAGUAUUCAAUUUCAAAAUUAUAUAGCUGAACCUCAAUUGAGAUUCGAUCUAAAUGCGCAUUUGAAUGGUGGAAAUUUAGAGAGAAUAAAUAUCCAGCUCUUGCAGAAUUAG